UUUUAGAAACUUCCCGGCUCAGAAUCCCAGAAGAGUGGCCAGCAGUCGCCAGGGCAGGUUCUCUCCUGCAUGUGGUUAAGGAAACUGGUAGGCCAGCCGCUUCCUCCUGGUUGCCAUGGAAAUGACCAGGCCGCUGGCCCUCUGAAGCCGGAAAAGAACAGCAAGUGCAAGACCACGCAUUCCACCAGGACUCUCGCAGAUUAAACCAGCUGUCAAGCCAGGGUGAAAGAUCAGUGGCCAGGCAGAGGUCUGCUGGGCAGAGAGGCCAGGCCUUGCCGUGCAACUCCGAGAUGUGAGUUCCAGCAAAUUGGCGCAGGAAAGGGAGACACAAACACGCUGGCCCUCCCUGGGCAAGAAUGGCACCACCUCCCGGGCACCGCCUCCUCCUGCUCUGCGCCCUGGGCACCUUUGCGCUCAACCGCCUCACGAGAGGUCAGAAGAAUAGCACACUCAUCUUCACGAGGGAAGACACCAUUCGGAACUGCAGCUGCUCUGCUGACAUCCGGGACUGCGACUACAGCCUGGCCAACCUGAUGUGCAGCUGCAAAACCGUCCUGCCCCUUCCCGUCGAGCAAGCCAGCUACCACGGCCACCUGACCAUCUGGUUCACAGACGCGUCUGCGCUGGGCCGCCUGUUGAACUUCACGCGGGUGCAGGACCUGAAGCUUUCCCUGUGCAGCGCCAACACUCUCCCCACUGAAUACCUGGCUAUCUGUGGUCUCAAGAGGCUUCGCGUCACCACGGAGGCCAGGCGCCCCUUCCCGGAGCAGAGCUUACUCGUCCACAGAGGUGCCGACGGCCACUCCAAAGAGAAGCCCGUGUUGUUGCACAAAGACUGGCAAACAUGCAUGUACAUCUCGUUCUUAGACACGGCUCUUUUCAACAGGGACUCGUCCCUAAGAUCGUAUAGCAUUGAAAACGUGGCCAGCAUUGCCAACAACUUUCCCGACUUCUCUUACUUUAAAACCUUCCCAAUGCCAAGCAACAAAAGCUAUGUUGUUACGUUUAUUUACUAACAUUGUGACUGUGUCCAGCUCCAGGGAACUUUGGCAAACCACUGAUAACUCGAAGAAGGAAUCUGGAAAGAAGGCCAUGAGAUAGGUGUCCCUGUACGG
Messenger RNA from Microcebus murinus (gray mouse lemur), 1115 nucleotides. It is a transcript of the gene EPCIP, whose product is annotated as exosomal polycystin 1 interacting protein. NCBI's taxonomy places the organism in Eukaryota, Metazoa, Chordata, Mammalia, Primates, Cheirogaleidae. The record is from RefSeq and is a predicted model, not a curated record.